UUUUUUUGUUUCUGUUUGGGUUUUCAAAUCCUUCAUGCUCGAGUUUUGAUUCCGCCAUCGCCGCGGAUUAGCUGAGCUUAAUGGGUUGUUCUCAGUCGAAGAUCGAUAAUGAAGAAGCGAUAGCCCGUUGUAAAGAACGGAAGAUUCAUAUGAAGGAAGCGGUGACGACUCGAAAUGCUUUCGCCGCCGCGCACUCUGCCUAUUCUAUGUCGCUGAAAAAUAUUGGAGCCGCUUUAAGUGAUUAUGCCCAUGGUGAGGUUGAAAAUCCCCAAUUUGUUGAUGUAUCUACUCAACCUAAUUCUGCCAUUACUUCUGCUCCCGCCCCUAUUGAACCUUUUCCGCCGCCGCCGCCUUUGCCUCCUUCUAAUUUUCCUAAUUCUCUUGAAAGGGCGGCCACCAUGCCUGAGAUGAAUGUGCACAAAUCCGAUCUCAAGCCAGGAUCGCCGAUUAUUGAGGAAGAGGAUAAAAAUGAAAAUGAAGGCUCUGUUGGUGGGUUGAGGAGGAGGAGAAGCAACAAAAGUAAAAGGGAUGAAGGGAGUAGCAGAAAUAGAAAUUCGGAGCUAAAUGACAUUUUGGCCAAUGCAUCGCCGCAAGUGCCGCCGCCGCCACCAUCUGAGAACCGGCACAUUCCACCGCCCCCACAACAAAAUUCAACUUACGAUUAUUUCUUCUCUAUGGAUUUACCCGUCUCGACUUUCUCUGAAGUUGAUGAGGUAUACAUUAACAAAGAGGAGAUUGAUAUAAAGCCCAAGGUAGUGGACAUUGACGAUAUUGAUGAGCGGAGAAGAAGUGUAAAGGCUGAGACAGCGGAGCCAUUGCUCGAGGAGCCGGUGGAGCCGCCUCCCUCCCUGCCUGCAGAACCUGCAACUGCCGUGGCGAAGAGCUCGAAGAAGACGAACCAAGCAGGAUCUAUGGGGUCCAUAGAGGGAAAGAGGAUGGUUAAGCCAAAUUUGAAUUUGUUGCAGAUAUUUAUAGAUAUUGAUGAUCAUUUUCUCAAGUCUUGUGAGAGUGCCCGUGAAGUGUCCAAGAUGCUUGAGGCAACACGAUUACACUAUCAUUCAAACUUUGCUGAUAAUCGAGGUCACAUCGACCAUUCUGCCAGGGUGAUGCGUGUUAUUACAUGGAAUCGAUCAUUUAGGGGAUUGCCUAAUAUGGAUGAUGGAAAAGAUGAUUCCUAUGCAGAAGAACAAGAAACUCAUGCAACCGUGUUAGAUAAACUACUGGCAUGGGAAAAGAAGCUGUAUGAUGAAGUGAAGGCAGGUGAAGUUAUGAAAUUUGAAUACCAAAAGAAGGUUGCUACAUUGAAUAGACUGAAGAAACGAGAUUCUAAUGUAGAAGCAUUGGAGAAAGCAAAAGCAGCAGUAAGUCAUCUGCACACUAGAUAUAUUGUUGACAUGCAAUCCUUGGAUUCAACUGUCUCAGAGAUUAGUCGUCUACGAGACGAACAGUUAUACCCAAAACUUGUUCAGCUUGUUAAUGGGAUGGCGACGAUGUGGGAUACGAUGCGAGCUCAUCAUGAAAUGCAAUUGAAGAUCGUAAGUGCAUUGAGAUCGAUGGAUCUUUCUCAAUCCCCAAAAGAAACUAGUACCCAUCAUUACGAGCGCACGGUUCAACUGUGUGGUGUUGUGAGAGAUUGGCAUUCACAGUUUGAGAAGCUUGUCCGCUGUCAAAAAGAUUACAUUAAAGCCUUAAACAGUUGGUUGAAACAAAAUGUAGUUCCUAUAGAGAGUAGUUUGAAAGAGAAGGUUUCUUCUCCACCCAGAGCUCAAAGUCCUCCAAUUCAUAAACUCCUCCUCGCUUGGGACGAUCAACUCGAGAGACUCCCAGAUGAACAUCUCAAAACUGCCAUAUUCACCUUUGGUGGUGUGAUUAAUACUAUUAUGUUGCAGCAGGAUGACGAGAGGAAAUUGAUGUUAAAGUGGGAGGAGACCGAGAAAGAGCUCGAGCGCAAGGAGCGACAUUUUAACGACUGGCAUUACAAAUACCAGCAACGAAGAACACCUGAUGAGUUGGACCCUGAAAAGUCUGAAGAUAACACUCAAGAUUCCGUAGUUACGGAGAAGUUAAUCGAGGUAGAGUCAUGGAAAAGGAGAUUAGAAGAGGAAAAGGAAACUCAUGCGAAGCAAUGCCUUCAUGUGAGGGAGAAAUCGUUGUUAAGCCUUAAGAAUCAGCUGCCAGAACUCUUCAGGGCUUUGUCAGAAUUCUCUUUUUCUAGUUCGGAGAUGUACAAGAACUUGAGAUCGGUUUGUCAAGUCUAGAUUGAAGCAACAAACUUUAAACCAAAUCCUAUGGAAUUUUUAUGUUUUUCAUUGGUUAGGAGACUAUUUUUUUCUUUA
Messenger RNA from Cucurbita pepo subsp. pepo (vegetable marrow), 2336 nucleotides. RefSeq names its product protein ROLLING AND ERECT LEAF 2. NCBI's taxonomy places the organism in Eukaryota, Viridiplantae, Streptophyta, Magnoliopsida, Cucurbitales, Cucurbitaceae. The record is from RefSeq and is a predicted model, not a curated record.